Messenger RNA from Hemisphaericaspora subhashii, 1674 nucleotides. RefSeq lists its product as uncharacterized. Bases 1 to 1674 code for a protein of 557 amino acids. The transcript has a single exon. The record is from RefSeq and is a predicted model, not a curated record. NCBI's taxonomy places the organism in Eukaryota, Fungi, Ascomycota, Pichiomycetes, Serinales, Debaryomycetaceae.
AUGACAACAACUAUUAAUUCACUUCGAAUAUUAACAAUUUCUGAUAUUCAAGGUAAUGUUGAUUCAUUAACAGAAUUAUAUAAUCAAGAGAUUAAACAAGGUCGUGCAAUAGAUUUAAUAAUUCAUACUGGUAAUUUUGGAUUUUGGGAUAAACAAACAAUUGAAUUAACUCAUGAAUUAAAUUAUUUAAAACAAAUUAUUUCAUUUCUGGAUUUAUUAGAUUCAAAUUUAGUUGAAGAAUUAAAUAAUCAAAGUACAAUAGUUAGUAGCAACGACUCUUCCAUCAAUGGUAAUGAAGAGUUAGUUAAAUUCAAAUCAUUAUUAUUACAAUCUAAAACUCCAAUAAGUCAAUUCCAACAAUAUCUAGAAGGGAUUAAAACAUUACCAUGUCCAGUUUAUACUAUAUUUGGUCCUCUUGAUGAUCCUAGAAUUAUAAAUAAGAUUCAAACAAGACAAUAUGAAAUUCCUAAUCUAUUCUUAAUUGAUCAUAAGAAUAAUUAUGAAAUAGAAACUCCAAUUCCUAAUUUACCAAAUUUAAGAAUUUAUGGAAUUGGAGGUACAGUUAAAAUUCAUAAUCUUUUUGAUAGAGGAAAUCUUGAAUAUGAAGAUGUUUGUGGUAAGAUUGGAGAAUUAUGGAUUUCAUUAUUACAAAUUGCCGAAUUUUAUCUUCAAUUUAGUAAUACUUUUACCCCUUCAAUCAAUAGCAAUACAAUAAACAUUUUUGUGACUCAUGCCCCAGUUAUUAAAACACCAUUGUUAGAACAUUUGGCAAUCAUUACCCAUGCUGAUUUCACAAUUAGUCAGGGACUACAUUUCAGAUAUCCUGUCAUGGGUAAUGGUAUGAGCUUUGUUGAUAGUAUGGGAGGUUCAGCAGGAUAUGUUGAGAAUUACCGAGGGAAAUUCUCAAGACUUCGUAUGAUUUUGGGGGAAUUAUGGGUAGUUAUAAAAGAUGAUUUAAUGGAUUUAUUAAGUACUACAGAAGUUCCAGGGUUAAAGAAUUUGAUUGAAUUAGGUCUAAGUUUAUUUGAUAAGAUCCCAAUUAUAGUAAAUGAUACAAAUGAUAAAAUCGUACAAUUGACAUUAUCACCAGAUGAUGAAAAUGAAGAUGAAAUAAAUAAAAAGGUAGUUAAACGUUUAAAUGAUUGUUAUUUCCAAGCAUAUUAUAAUUUAUGGCAUUUUAAUCUUUGUGAUCAUAGACCGUCUCAACAUGAAGAAGAGAAUCAAUACAAUAUAAUGAUAUUCAAAUUUGAUCAAUAUGGUAAUUUCAAAUUAGAUUAUUGUAAUAGUCAGGGGUUUAAUUUUGGUUUCAAAACAAAACAACAACAACAAGAAAUAUCUGAUGACAUUGAAUCGGAAAAGAGAACAACAACAACGCCACAAGAGAACAACCAAGAAGAAGAAGAAGCCAGUAGUUUAGAAAGAAGUAAUGUUGACGAAGAAACAGAUGAAAAACCCCGUUCUGGAACCAUAUACAAUAAACCAUAUCGAGGUUCUUACCGAGGAGGAAGCCGUGGAGGUGGCGGUGGCGGUAAUGGUUGGGCACCUCGAGGAAGUAGGGGUCUGUAUCGAGGUCGUGGAAGCUCAGGAGGAUAUAGAAACAUCCGUGGACGGGGAGGGCGUGGAAGUAGUAGCAGUGGAAGUGAUGGACCUGGUCGUCCAUCACGGGGUACGUAA